Messenger RNA from Phycodurus eques (leafy seadragon), 4020 nucleotides. RefSeq names its product Jun dimerization protein 2b (gene jdp2b). The coding region runs from base 2639 to 3199 and encodes 186 amino acids. The record is from RefSeq and is a predicted model, not a curated record. NCBI's taxonomy places the organism in Eukaryota, Metazoa, Chordata, Actinopteri, Syngnathiformes, Syngnathidae. Gene Ontology annotation, biological process: regulation of transcription by RNA polymerase II. The transcript is spliced from 4 exons. Gene Ontology annotation, molecular function: RNA polymerase II cis-regulatory region sequence-specific DNA binding; DNA-binding transcription factor activity, RNA polymerase II-specific. Gene Ontology annotation, cellular component: nucleus.
AUGGAAAAGCCCAACGAUGACUCAGUGGGAUAUAUUCCAGCCACUGUAUAUAGUUUCACGCCCCGAACAUGCAAGUUAUGUGCAGGAAUAUGAAAGAUGCUAGACGAAGUAGCAUCCAUUUCUCCAGGUUGUAGCAGUUGUAUUUGUUUGAAAGUUGCGUCGAACGUUGUUUCAAUGCAUUUAGCGGACACGCCCACAGCGUUGCAGAGCGGAGAUGCCUCAUUUUAUAUACUGGACAGAUUUUUAUUUAAAUCACACAAAUUUGGCAGGGUUGUUAACAACACUUCUGUGAUGUGUCGGAUUUACAAGCCAUUUCUUUUCACUUGAAUAUGGAUUUUUAAGGUUUCACUGGUUCCUUGGCCACCAUUUUCACCAGAUGUUUGUCAAGUUGUAAUGAACUCUGCUGUCGUGACGGCGCAUAGAUUAAUUUAUCCGAGCUGCUUUCUCGUAGCGCUCACCUCCCUCUGCAUCCGCUACCAUAUGGGCUCUGCCUUCCUCCUGGGGUCUGCCUCGGUGCGAAAUGAAAAGUCCUUGGCACCCUCCAUCCCUGCGUUUCACAGAGAGGCAAUUUUGUCUAAGAAAGAUCUUUACCAGAGCCGUCUUGUUCUUUUCCUCUCCAGCAAAAACAACAGACGGCUGCCAAGUGCCGUGUAAAUGGGACUUAUACAUGAAGUGGGCGAGAGGGAGAAGUUGCCCCCCCAAAAGGGGGGGAGGGAGGAAUUAAAUAAUGAAAUGCCUCAUUUGACACUGGCUCUGCACUCCAACUUGUCCUCCGGGCGAAUAAAUCAUGCAGGCCGACCGAGCUAAAAGAAGAGGUCACGAGAACUGCUGUGAUGAGCUCGCCAGCGCAGGUGGACUGUUAAGCGCUCAACGCAGGAAGUGUACGUGAAAGUGCAACUAUGUGACGGCAGCCAUUUAAAGAUGCGGCCACACAAAUCCCUUUCCAGCAGACAUUUUUAUGACCGCAUGCAAGUCAGAAUCAAUUCCUCCUUUUCGCUUCCAGUCCAUCCGUAAAAACACUUUUGAGCAGUCCAUAUGCAGGGGUGGAGUACAUUAGAAUUGCAUUACAUAAUCGUCCUCUAUGGCUUUUGUAAUGGAUCAAGACUUAUAGUCCAGCAGAAAAAAGAAAUGACUCCGUAUAACUUACCAUCCAUCCUCGGCCGUCAGCUCGUCGGCCUGCAGCACAGUCAGCUGUUUGAGAGCGUUGCACAAUACUGGUCUUUGUUCCUUCCGUCUGAGGGGGGCUUUGUUCGGCUCUCGUCCAACCUGUCCGGCACGGAAGCUCUCGCCAAAAAGCUGAGGAGGGGACAAUUGGGAAUAUAGUUGGCAACGUCAAGUCUCACCGGUGGCCUACAACGUUAUAGCAAACUCGCUAAAAGCCAAUGUUAUAUGCUUUGGAAUUUGACCAAUAUGUGGUCGUUAAGAACAUGAAAAGAGGAGAGCCAUCACCUAGGCCUACAGCUAUUGAAUAUUUGUAGAACUCAUUGUUGAUUCAUUUGAUUUCUUAUUUUCUUUUAUGACAAGAAAAUGUGCUUGUGAGGUACAGGUCUUAUUGUUUAUAUCCAAGUAUUUGGGUUAUUCGAUGAAUCGUUUCAGGCCUGCUGGUAACAUAAGGGGUGUCGGGUUUUUGUUGUUGUUUUUUUAAAAGAUGGACACUAGUUCAAGUAUUUCCUACAGGAGAAAAUGUCUUGGAAUUCAAACAAAUGUAGGGUUGACAGUUGAUUUGCCACUCAGGGACCGUGUGAAGGGUUUUGUCUCUGUCGGGUGUGAAAUUUAUUUUUGUCAGGGGCUACAUUGGUGGUACGUUUUCCCUCAGAGGGCCGUUAAGACUUGUGGAAACAUAAACGUUUCAUUGCCUCAUCAUAGAAUUACAUACACUCAACAAAUUGAAGGAUAAGAAGUCAAGGGUCAUAGGUUGUUCAACUAUCGAUAAAGUUACUGUAAAAAGAAAUGCUUGUAACAUCUCAUUUAUUACAGACGACGAAUUUAAAUUUGGGUUGAUUUCAGCAAGAAUCGUGGGAGUUGAUGCAAAUGAUUUGCUUUCGCGGGCCACAUAAAAUGAUGUGGUAGGUCGGACGUGGCCCACGAGCCUCGAAUUUGACACCAGCGCUAUACGUGCUCCGUGAUUGACUGGCGACCGGUCCAGGGUGUCGUCCGGCUUUUGCCCGAAGUCACCCGCGAUUGGCCCCAGCUCCCUGCGACCCUCAACGAAACGAGCGGUUGAGAAAAUGGACGAACUGUUGAUGAGACCUCGUCGGUCCAAAAUUCUUGACUCGACUUUCCGGUUAAGGACGUCAAGUCGGAUUCCGCUGGUCUCUUUUGCGGCAUUUGUUCCGUAUUUGCCCGUCAGAUGUUUACCAUCUCCUGGACAACUUUCGAAUAAAUGUCGUCAUUCGCCAGCCGCGCCAAAAACAGUGCGACGGCAGCAGAAUCUGCGUGCGUUUAGGUUUGUCACUCGAUAUCCUUGACAAGACAAAAAAACAAGCGCAGAGUCGUGAUGUGCAACGAUUCGCACGGGUAGCGGUGGACGCUUUGCCGCACGUUUGGUUUCUCACCACCGGGGUCAUCAGCGUUGAAGUCAUCUCACGGAAAAACAACAAGCUGUUGUUAUGGAGAUGUCGGAUGACCAGGACGGCAGAUGUUCCCGUGGCCGCCAGAAAGCAUGACGUCGCUGUCAGCGGCGGCGGCGGCGGCGGCCGGCUCGGACAUGAUGCCGGGACAGAUACCGGACCCUUCGCUGGCGGCGGGCUCCCUGCCCUGCCUGGGCCCGCUGGCGGGCAUCUCGGCCACCACGCUCACCGACCGGCUGAAACUGGCCGACUUCCACCAGCUGGGGGCCGUGUUCUCGCCGCUGCAUUUCCUGGGGAGGCUGGGAAAGCGGCCGCUGGCCAUCAAGACGGAGAUGGACGAAGACGAAGAAAGGAGGAAACGAAGGCGAGAGAAAAACAAAGUAGCGGCGGCGCGAUGCCGAAACAAGAAGAAGGAACGGACGGACUUCCUUCAGCGGGAAUCGGAGCGUCUGGAGACGGUCAACUCGGAUCUGAAGGCUCAGAUCGAGGAGCUCCGCCUGGAGAGGCAGCAGCUCAUGGUGAUGCUCAACCUCCACCGGCCCACCUGCAUCGUGAGGACCGACAGCGUCAAAACCCCCGAGAGCGAGGCCGACCCCCUGCUGGAGCAGCUGUCCGCCGACGCCGAGUGAAGGCGGGGAAGGACUCCAGAGUCCCCCUGGCACCCAUCCUGAGUGCCAAUUUCCCAUUUCUAAGUAAGCGCUUGAGCUCCGAGCCGGACACUUCCGGAGACCCUGCCCACAGACCCGCGGUCAUCUGCGAGUCCUGCUAACGCGAGCUGGCUCUGUCCACGGCAAGACUGGAAAGACCCCAAGUAUCAUCUCCGGUUUCUUCACCAUAUCGUUGUUGUUGACACCUGCUGUGCCUCGUCGCAUGAAACAAACAAAAAGGGGACCAGUGGAAUCUGGGGGGACGACGACGACUGCAAACAUUGUUGAGGAAUCUCUCCCAUCUCAACACGGUGCUCUCUUGUUGCGUGCAAUCGCGUCGGUUUGCUUCGUACGCCGGCCGAGCGCACGCGUGGACUUUUAGUGUACGAUACCGAUACUUUUUUUUGGAAUGACUCUCAUACGCCGCCCGCCAACAACGGCGGUUUAGCGGUUGAUCCGACUCGUGGUGACGCUGGCGUCAUGAAAAAAUAGCACAUAACGCAAAUGUUUACACCCGUGUUUGUCCAUUUAUUAUUGUACUUGUUUUAUACCGCUUUGUACACAUUAACGCGUAUGAAUUGAAAUGCCCGUCGAUCACUUGAUGUGAUUUAUAUUAAAACUACAGUGUGUCUUUUAUCAUGUUGCGCUGUCAAACAGCUGUGAAAACAAAAAGUUAUGUUUCUUGUUUUCUUGGGUUUUUUUUUUUAAAUUUUUUUUAUUUCCCCCCUUUUUUUGAGCUGAGCAGUAUUUCAAUGUCUGGACAUGUAUCUGCCAUGUAUGACUCUGUUAGCCCGAGUAGAUUA